Molecule: messenger RNA, 1260 nt
Organism: Mizuhopecten yessoensis (Yesso scallop)
Lineage: Eukaryota; Metazoa; Mollusca; Bivalvia; Pectinida; Pectinidae
Product: dynein light chain 1, axonemal-like
Exons: 10
Coding region: 35-601 (188 amino acids)
Cellular component (GO): cytoplasm
Molecular function (GO): protein kinase binding
Source: RefSeq, a predicted model, not a curated record
CAACGUGACCAUAACAACUUAACAAGCUUCCAAGAUGAUUAAAGGAACAACCAUUAAGGAGGCCUUGGGCAGAUGGGAGACAAAGUGCAAUGAAAAAGCCAACGAAUGCAAACAUGUGGAAAUUAUUGGGCAGUAUCCUCCCAUUGAAAAGAUGGAUGCCUCUUUGUCUACAUUAUCCUGCUGCGAAAAAUUGUCAGUUUCGACAAAUGCUAUAGAGAAGAUAGCAAAUUUAAAUGGUUUGAAAAAUUUGAAAAUCUUGUCUCUGGGAAGAAACAAUAUCAAAUCCUUAACUGGUUUAGAAGCUGUCGGAGAUACACUUGAACAGCUUUGGAUUUCAUACAACUAUGUGGAAAAGCUGAAAGGAAUCAAUGUGCUGAAGAAGCUUAAGGUAUUAUAUAUGUCCAAUAACAGCGUGAAAGAUAUGUCAGAAUUCGUCAAGUUGGCAGAGCUGAAAGUGCUGGAAGAUGUGGUAUUUGUUGGUAAUCCCCUGGAGGUGGCACAAACCGAACUUGGUGAAUGGAGAGAUGCAGUUAAAAAGAAGCUGCCUCAACUCAAGAAAUUAGAUGGCAGCCCAAUUAUCCGAGAGGAGGAAGAGGACUGAAGAGGAUUCCUCCAUCAUGAGGAUGUUGGUUUCCGGUGGAAAUUGGACAUCAGAAUCAAUAUCAUAUUGGAUAAGCUACAACCAAUAUUCAGACUGUGUUGAACAUUACUAUCUAACCUGUAUUUUCAUCAUCAGCUGAUUGCGGUUCCCUCGCAACUAAAUAUCCCUGUUGGGAUAUAUAAUUUUAAGGAUUGUUUUACGAACUACUUGACAAUAGGAGUUAUAUUUCAUUGGACAUAUUUAUACAUGAAUAUGUCAAACAAGUCUGUUGGCAGUAUUUCUAAACGGACUUAACAUGUUGUGAGUUUAGUACUCUCAAGUGCAUGGGUCACAGCUAAUGUAGAACGUGAACCAACUUUAUAUUUGUUAUGUGAAAUUCGGGGAGAUAUUUUUUUAAGUUUUUAAAACAUGAUCAGUUAAAAUUCAUUGCAUCAUCGCUUCUCUCCUGACGGGACUUCUCAGCAGCUUGUAUAUUUGAAAUGUUAUCUUGAAUCAGUAAGUUGAUGUAAAUAGUGUAAAAUUGUAUUUAAAAAUAUUUUCUCUGUUUUAUUUUCAAGAUAUAAGGAAACAAGAGUUAUGAAACACACACACUUUAAGUAUGGUGGAUUCACCUCAUGUUAUUGGAAAAAUAAGCAUUUUAAAUAAACAUUGAAAACAGA